AUGGACGGCAGCGUCAGCGGGCCUUCAGCCGGCGGCGCCGUCGUGGCAGCGGCGCGACACAACGCGACGGCGGCCGCCGCCGGGGGCGGGCCGGGCGCGGCCGCGGCGGCCGGGGGCGGCGGGGGCGGGCCGCCUAACGCCUCUUCGGCCGUGAUGGCCGCGGCCGCCGGGCCCUGGCCCAUGCUGCCCGACGACCUCGUGUACCGGCACUCGGCCGCCAUGACGGCCGUCUACUGCGCCGCCUACUCGCUCGUCUUCCUGCUCGGGCUCGUCGGCAACUGCUGCGUCAUCGCGGUCGUGUGGCGGUCGCCGCGCAUGCGCACCGUCACCAACCUCUUCAUCGCCAACCUGGCCGCUGCCGACCUGCUCGUCGUCGUCGUCUGCCUUCCCGCCACGCUCGUCUCCAACAUCUUCGUGCGCAUGCACAGCCACAACCGAAAAUUCUCGUGGGUCAGUGUAGCUAGAAAAGAUCGGCGCUAG
This is a messenger RNA of Schistocerca piceifrons (Central American locust), 480 nucleotides long. RefSeq names its product neuropeptide SIFamide receptor-like. Gene Ontology annotation, molecular function: peptide binding; G protein-coupled receptor activity. Gene Ontology annotation, biological process: G protein-coupled receptor signaling pathway. Gene Ontology annotation, cellular component: membrane. NCBI's taxonomy places the organism in Eukaryota, Metazoa, Arthropoda, Insecta, Orthoptera, Acrididae. The coding region runs from base 1 to 480 and encodes 159 amino acids. The record is from RefSeq and is a predicted model, not a curated record. The transcript has 2 exons.